AUGCUUUUUUCGAAAUUAGCCCUUCCCCUUAUAGCGGCCGCUUCCCAGACGGCAGCCGAUCUAGUAAAGUGGGAUGAUUGGGAGCACGGUCGAGUUGCCCUACAAGAUGUCAGCAUUCACUUCCGUUAUGCCGGCUCGGGGCCACCCCUAUUACUCGUCCACGGAAACCCGCAGUUCAGCUUGACAUGGCAGUUCAUCGGGCCGAUACUCGCGCAGAAUUACACCGUCAUCGCCCCGGACAACCGCGGCGCCGGCGACUCCAGCAUCCCUCCCGACGGUAACUACAGCGCCGCCGCUUCGGCCGCCGACCUCAAGGGCGUCCUCGACUUCUUAAACGUCAGCUCCGCGUACGUCUUCGCGCACGACAAGGGCGUCGGGAUGGCCGUCGCGCUCGCCGCGCGGUACCCGGGCUUGGUGCGGAUGCUCGGCCUGUCGGAGUACAUCCUGCCGGGAUUCGGAUACGAGGCGGCCGCGGCGCCGGCGCCCUUCUGGGAUCUGUACCAGAACCCGCAGCUGGCGCUCUUCCAGAUCCCGGACUUCGCCGAGUUCCUGAUGAGCGGGCGCGAACGCCGGUUCCUGCUGUGGUACUUCUACCACGGCAGCUACGCGGGGCCGACGGCGUUCUCGGAAGACACGGUCACGCGGUACGCCAGCAGCAUCCAGAAGCCGGGGUUCUUGAGAGCCAUGCUAGGGCCCUUCGCGACGGCGUCUGUUACGGCGGACGCGGAGUUGUUUAAUAGGACGGUGGGGAAAGCACCGCUGAGUAUGCCGGUGCUCGCGACGGGCGGAGAGGCAAGUUUUGGGUUAGAAUCGAUAUUGCGGCAGUCUUUCGGGCCUAUCGCGAGCGACCUGGAGGUCGAUGUCAUUCCGAAGGCGGGACAUUGGGUUGCCGACGAGAACCCAGUGUGGACUGCGAACCGCAUCCAACAGUUCCUAGCCAAAGACUCCUCCCCCAUAGACAAAGUCGACCUGUCGUAUCUCAAGGACAGGGUGACGCUGAAGGUGGCAUAUUUUGGGACGUUGAGAAAUGCGGCAUUAGGAGGAUUGCAGGUAUCGUGA
Daldinia vernicosa is the source of this 1059-nucleotide messenger RNA. Its product is annotated as putative hydrolase. Gene Ontology annotation, molecular function: hydrolase activity. The transcript is spliced from 2 exons. Bases 1 to 1059 code for a protein of 352 amino acids. The record is from RefSeq and is a predicted model, not a curated record. Lineage: Eukaryota; Fungi; Ascomycota; Sordariomycetes; Xylariales; Hypoxylaceae.